AUGGGCUCCACGAAGCAGUCUAUUCCGUGGCACAUCAACUCUGCAGUCCAUCCCCUGCUCGACGCCUUGGGGGCAUCAAGGAUCGACAACGUCAAGAACCUCGGGAAGUUGGGGCGCUACCGCUUCAGCUUCGAUCCAGACGAGCACGUCUUGUCCAUGGCCUGGGUGCGCAUUGCGGGACUCCCGUCGCCCUGCCUGGCGGUCGGCACCGGCGCCAACACGGGGGAGGACUUGACCUGCCGCGGCAGGAUCCUGAUCUUCUCGAUCAAGGACAGAGAGCCAGGCAUCGUGCCAGCAAUGUACCAGCGCUCCAUCAAGGCGCCGGUCACCGUGGUGAGCCAGUGGGGCGAGUUCCUGGUGCACUCGGAGGGCUACAAGCUGUUCUUCGAGCGGUGGGAGAAGGAGAACGGCAACUUCAACAAGGUGGCGCUUUUCGACGGCCAGAUGUGCUUGACCUCCAUGAGCAGCAUCAAGAACUUCCUGCUGUGCGGCGAUCUCCGAAAGGGCAUCGAUUUCGUACAGUGGAAAGAGGAGGCAGCCGACGAUUGA
This is a messenger RNA of Prorocentrum cordatum, 549 nucleotides long. The record is from the annotation of a GenBank genome assembly. Lineage: Eukaryota; Dinophyceae; Prorocentrales; Prorocentraceae.